Molecule: messenger RNA, 803 nt
Organism: Wasmannia auropunctata (little fire ant)
Lineage: Eukaryota; Metazoa; Arthropoda; Insecta; Hymenoptera; Formicidae
Product: zinc finger SWIM domain-containing protein 7-like
Exons: 3
Coding region: 261-785 (174 amino acids)
Biological process (GO): double-strand break repair via homologous recombination
Cellular component (GO): Shu complex
Molecular function (GO): zinc ion binding
Source: RefSeq, a predicted model, not a curated record
ACGUACACUGACGCCAUCCGUAACCGUUCGUUUUAUCUGCGUUCUGCACUUUCUGAAAACAUUUCAAGCACGUAAUGAAUGCACGCGAUCGACAGUUUUCGACGACAUCGGAUGAUACUUUUCUUCUAUCCGCUUGCGGUUUGACAGAGACGAGUCGAGUUCGAAACGCGCUUCAAAAGCGCAUGGGAUAUGAUAACGAACGAGCAUUUUGACUCGAGGGAGGUUCAAGUGCGAAUCCCAUAACCUCUCCGUUCGUUUCAAUGAAUUCAGAUCAACAGGUAGCGAGUACCGGUUCUCGACCGCCCACUGUGUACGAUCAGAAGUAUGUGGAUUUCGUGGAUAAUGUACUGAAGGAGGCGGCCGACGAUUUUGAGAGAGAGAAAAAAUUCUCCGAUCAAAUUCUACUGAAAUUGUACAAGCUAUUUGACGGAGCAUUUGAAAGAGCCUUAGAUCUGUACGAGCAGCGACGAGUGACACAAAUUUCCACGUCUAAUGCAAUUAUAACGGAGUGCAAAAGUGUUAACGAGGCCAGCUGGUUAAUGCAAGUUAGAGGGCAUUCUGGAGCGUUGUACACACUUUUUCCAGAAGUAAAUUAUUGCACUUGCGCUGCCUUCAGACAACAGGUCCUAACCAAUCGGUCCGCUUUCACUUGCAAGCACAUUUUAGCAGCUUGGUUAGCCAGUGUCGACAAUGAGAAGCUGUUGCACCAACAACUAACGCAAAAACAAUUUGACAAUUUAUUGCAUCUACUGUACGAGGUUCCAAUCGAGCAAGAUGCCCUCUAACGCGGAAGGCUACGCGUU